ACCGCGCCGCCGCUGGCUUCUCCUAUACGGGAAGACUGGCGCGCACCGCCACGGAGCCUCUCCCUGCCAAAUACGCCGCACCCGGAUCGUGACCCGUUGACGCUCCCGCGCUCCUGGUACGACGCGGAGGGACGUAUACAGCUGCCGCCUCCCGUACCGUCGCGGCGCCAGUCGUUUGCGCCGGCCGGACAGCCUACGCUCCCCAGCAAGUGGAUCCACGAAUAAUCGCGGGUCUAAUGCUCGCUAUUGGUCUCCUUCCUGCCUGUCGCUGUCACCCUGCACUUGCGGGUCGCUUACCUGUGCCCACCCGUUCGUUAAUUUAUCCGGUCCACCCCAGUCUUUCCUAUCCAAGAUCUCUCCCCAUCUCACCAUACCUUACAGCGCACCCUAAAUUUGUAGCAUUACUGUUGUCCUGGCGGGCUGCCCUCUAUAAUUCGCGAAUGGUCCGUCUGGCUGUUGUUUGUUGGUCAUAAGGGCGCCUCGCGCCCGCUCGAUGGGUACUGGAGUUGCGCUACCCCCUGACGUGUUACAGCUCGCGGACCUAGCUAGUCUACUACUGGCCGCGUUGUGCGACACGUCUGGCUUUUUCUUUGUGGAUACAUACUACCAUGGUUCAAGACACUACUGGAAUACUCAAUCUGUCGCAUUGCUUUCUACCCAGUACAUUACCUUUGUGCUUUCGUCUUCCUCAAUGUAAUCUUUCGUGAACUGUGC
Schizophyllum commune H4-8 is the source of this 714-nucleotide messenger RNA. RefSeq lists its product as uncharacterized. The record is from RefSeq and is a predicted model, not a curated record. NCBI's taxonomy places the organism in Eukaryota, Fungi, Basidiomycota, Agaricomycetes, Agaricales, Schizophyllaceae. The transcript has a single exon. Bases 494 to 697 code for a protein of 67 amino acids.